AUGGUGUCUCCAUUGGCCGAGCUCAAAGAAAAGAUAUUUCCCACACUGCAAGACAACUUCAAGAACAUAGCAUGGUUCGCAGAGAGAACUAUUUUAGCACCUAGGAAUGAAAGCGUUGAUAACGUAAAGCAUGGACUCCUCCACAUUUUAACUAGAGAUGCUCCAACGUUUGUCUCCAUUGAUACUACUAAUCACGAACAUGCCGCUGUUGAGUAUCCAGUUGAAUUUCUCAACGCUCUACAACCCACAGGACUGCCAUCGCAUAAGUUGUUCCUAAAGAAAGUUGUACCUAUCGUGCUCUUGGGGAAUUUGGACCCACCACGACUAUCCAAUGGUACAAGCUUGACUGUAACUACAAUGACAAGUCAUGUCCUACAAGCAACCAUUAUUGCCAGCUGCCACCGAGGAGAAAUCACAUACAUUCCCCGCAUGCCCCUUAUUCCCUCAAAUGUGCCAUUUCAGUUCAAGCACCUCCAGUUCCCAGUGCGAUUGUGCUUCACUAUGACAAUCAACAAAGCCCAGAGUCAAACUUUAAAAAUUGUGGAUCACAAUUUACAAAUACUCUGCCUUUCUCAUGGACAACUAUAUGUCGGAUGCUCUCGAGUUAGCAGUGCAAAUGACUUAUAUAUUUAUUCUACAGACGCUGGACUUACGCAAAACACAGUUUACCCAGAAGCAUUGUCGGCUUCACUUAGCAUAUAUUGA
Octopus sinensis (East Asian common octopus) is the source of this 705-nucleotide messenger RNA. RefSeq lists its product as uncharacterized. Lineage: Eukaryota; Metazoa; Mollusca; Cephalopoda; Octopoda; Octopodidae. The record is from RefSeq and is a predicted model, not a curated record. Bases 1 to 705 code for a protein of 234 amino acids. The transcript has a single exon.